Messenger RNA from Priceomyces carsonii, 405 nucleotides. RefSeq names its product Ten1p (gene TEN1). The transcript has a single exon. NCBI's taxonomy places the organism in Eukaryota, Fungi, Ascomycota, Pichiomycetes, Serinales, Debaryomycetaceae. The record is from RefSeq and is a predicted model, not a curated record. Gene Ontology annotation, molecular function: single-stranded telomeric DNA binding. The coding region runs from base 1 to 405 and encodes 134 amino acids. Gene Ontology annotation, biological process: telomere capping. Gene Ontology annotation, cellular component: CST complex.
AUGACUAAGUUAGUGUUGGAUCCUACAUCAUUACCAGCCUUAUUUCCGGAUGCAUCUAUUCUGAAUGUCUACAGGGUGAGAAUUUUAGCGCAAAUACUUGAGUAUAUCGACGAGGAGUCUCAUUUAGUUAUUACUAAAAUAUGUAACAUUAAGACUCCCGCUAACCAACAAAAUACAGUUUCCUCAACGAACAAUUGUAAGGGAAUUGCUGUAAACAUAGAGGGUCUUACAAAUUCAAUAGGGCCAGAUACAAUAUUUAAAGGUGCAAUUGUCAAUAUAAAUGGAUUUUGGGAUGGUUCGUAUAUCGAAGUAGUACAAUGUUAUCCAGUCAAUAGCCAGACACUAUUACAUUAUGAAAAUAUUGAAACAUUAAUAGAAAUGAAUAAUAUAGAGGGUUUUAAAUAA